Messenger RNA from Lolium perenne, 1578 nucleotides. RefSeq names its product cytochrome b561 domain-containing protein At2g30890. The record is from RefSeq and is a predicted model, not a curated record. Lineage: Eukaryota; Viridiplantae; Streptophyta; Magnoliopsida; Poales; Poaceae. Gene Ontology annotation, molecular function: heme binding; transmembrane monodehydroascorbate reductase activity.
GAUACAGACAGAGCUGUAAAAGCCAAAUGUGCUCAAAAGCGCCCGUCCCUCACCAUAUCCCAUAUUCCAUUCCAUUCCCCAACAAAAGUCCACUAUGCUACUAGGCAGCUCCUAGCUACACUACAUAGUUGCUAAGCAGCUUCUGAUUCCCAAAUCAUUCCAUCCAUCCAAAGGAGUCGAUAGCUAGCAUAGAUAGGCAUAGGACAACUCUGCCAAGUUAUCCUCUUAGACCAACUAAAUCUUACAUUCCUGAAAGAUUGCUCGGCAGAUUCUUGCAUUCAGCUGCAAGUCAUCCGGGAAGAAGAACAUCGGUCGGAGGGUUAGCGGCUUGAGCAGGCAUUGGUUUCUGCUCAUUGUUUAGUGCAGCCAGGUCUCUUUUUUACUCUUGUUUGAAUGCUGGUAUUUAAGGUGAGGGAGAGCUCGCAAGGAAGGAAUGGCUUGGAGUGCAUUGUAGCAUGAGGUGGCAGUGAGGGAGAUUAGAGGGUAGAAGCUUUCCCUGUUCAUCUUCUUCCCCUUCUACCACUGUUGGCGUAAGUACCUUAGGUGUGUGUCGAUCGAUCGAUCUUGUUCAGCUUGGGUGCUUGCUCCUUUCGAUCUUGGUGGUGCUGUUCUCGCUGAGAAGAGACGGGAUUUAAUCGGCAAGCAUCAAUGUUGCUGCUUGGAAGACGGAGACUGUUGUUCCCUGUACUGUCAGGAUGUGUCCUGAUUCUCUUGCUUGUAAACCCAGCCCUGGGUGCUUCAGAUAGCCUGGAGGAUUUGAAUUUAAGCUACAGGACUGCUCAGCCUUUGGAGCUGACGCCCAAGCUGUCGCUCCAACUGAAGCUGCACGCCUUCCUGCUGUGGUCGUCCGUCGGCUUCCUGAUGCCGGUCGGGGUGCUGCUGAUCAGGGUGUCGAGCAACGUCAGAAGCGCCAAGUCCGUCAGAGUCCUCUUCUACUGCCACGUUGCGGCGCAGAUCGCCGCCGUGGUGCUGGCCACCGCCGGCGCGGUUCUGUCGGUGAAGAACUUCGAGAAUGCGUUCAACAACACCCACCAGAGGAUCGGGCUGGCCCUCUACGGCCUCAUCUGGCUCCAGCCGGUCAUCGGCUUCAUCAGGCCCGACAGGGGCGUGAAGGCGAGGAGCGUGUGGUACCUGGCGCACUGGCUGCUUGGCAUCGUGGUGUGCGUGGUGGGGGUGGCCAACGUGUACAUCGGCCUCCACACGUACCGGGAGAGGACCGGGAGGAGCGUCGGGCUCUGGACGGUGCUGCUCACCGUCGAGGUGUCGGCGUUGGCGCUCGCCUACCUCCUCCAGGACAGGUGGAACCACGUCGUGCGGCUGCGGCAAGAAGAAACCGCCGCCGUCGGAGACGGGCGGUCCGAGACGACGACGGAGGAGCCGGCGUACCCGGCCAACGAUCACAAGGAGGUGGCCGUGAUGCCGUAGAACGCCGAUGGGAGCAUGCUCUUGCUCGGUGACCAUUCCUGGAUUGCAUUUUCAGUCGCUAAUCGAAUCGCCGGCAGUAGAUAGAUGUACAGAUACACAUGCUGUUGCGGUUUCCCCGGCCGGUGUUUUCAUGAUUAAGACGAGAUUUAUUGC